Ipomoea nil (Japanese morning glory) is the source of this 773-nucleotide messenger RNA. RefSeq names its product basic leucine zipper 43-like. The record is from RefSeq and is a predicted model, not a curated record. Gene Ontology annotation, molecular function: DNA-binding transcription factor activity. Bases 98 to 652 code for a protein of 184 amino acids. The transcript is spliced from 2 exons. Gene Ontology annotation, biological process: regulation of DNA-templated transcription. Lineage: Eukaryota; Viridiplantae; Streptophyta; Magnoliopsida; Solanales; Convolvulaceae.
UCUCAACCCCAGCCAUCUGCAAACAAUCUACCAAGAAUAUCAUAUAUAUCAUAUAUACCACCAUUAUAUUCAUCACCUUCAUUAUAGUUUCAUCAACAUGAUUCCAUCAGUAGAGAACACAGGAAUCAACUAUUUUUCCGCAGAGAGUCUCUUCACUCUUCCCCCUCUUGAUUUCACCUUCAACUCCUCAUCACCGGCCAUAGACUUCACCAGAUUCUUGAACAUCAAUAAUAAUCAUCACCAAAACGCUCUUCCAAUAAUAACCCCUCCAGAUUUCUCUCUAUCCGCAAGCAUCAGCAACAACUCAACCUCCGAUGAAUCCGAGGAACAGCAGCAUCGGAUCAUCGACGAGAGAAAGCAACGUCGGAUGGUGUCGAACCGGGAAUCCGCCCGGAGAUCCAGGAUGCGGAAGAAGCGGCACCUGGAUGAGCUUUGGUCCCAGGUUCUUGCUUUCAGAACGGAGAAUUGUAAUCUGCUCGACAGGCUGAACCAGAUGUCGGAGCAUCACGAUAAGGUCCUGCUGGAGAAUGCGCGCCUCAAGGAAGAAGCGUCCGGCCUCCGGCGACUGGUCGUUGAGCUCCGAGACGGCGGCGCCGAUGACCCUUUCAGUGAUUUGAGAGAUCUGGAAGAUAUCAAAUGCUCAUUUACAUAAGUUUUCAAGUUAUUGCUUUCUCUCAUCUCAUCUAUAUAUCAGUCUUUUCCAAGUUUUUAUGUUCUCAUUAUUCUCUAAUUUUACCCUGUCUGGUUUUCCAAUCAAAUCAACUCCUUCCAUC